Messenger RNA from Coniosporium apollinis CBS 100218, 474 nucleotides. RefSeq lists its product as uncharacterized. The record is from RefSeq and is a predicted model, not a curated record. Gene Ontology annotation, cellular component: membrane. The transcript is spliced from 2 exons. NCBI's taxonomy places the organism in Eukaryota, Fungi, Ascomycota, Dothideomycetes. The coding region runs from base 1 to 474 and encodes 157 amino acids.
AUGACCUUCAACUAUACCCUCCCCCUGCGCGUACUGCAAGCCCUGUUCGCGAUAAUAGUCCUCGGCUGCAGCGCCUGGAUCGUUUCGCUCUACGACGUGCCCGGCGCGCGCGCCCCGUCGUCCAUCAGCUUCCUGCUCUUCACCUCCAUCUGGACGCUGCUAGCCCUCAUCUACCUGAUCGUCGCGCCCGCGCGCUUCCCGCAGUAUGCGCACAAGUUCGGCAUCCUCGGCGUCGAGGCCGUCACCAUGCUGUUCUGGUUCGCGGGCUUUAUUGCUGCCGCGGUGUGGAUCGACAACUGGGGAAGCUGUUUUGGAAGAGGGUGCAGGACUGCGCAGGCGGCGGUCGUGUUUGGCGCUUUUGAGUGGCUCUUGUUCACGGCUACGACUGUGAUGGCGGCGCUGCAUGUCUGGCGCACGCGCAAUACGCAGAAUAAGAACAUGGAUCCCAACAUGGCCGUCCACAACACCGUCUAG